AUGAGCUAUUACUCGCCUCUGGGCGCUACUUUUGGGGUUCGAAUUGACCGGUUCCUCGAAACCGCGGAAGAUUUCGAUAAAUACCACCAAAAACUCAACCGCAAGCUGCAGAAGUUGAGACAUCAUUGCCGAUUGACAACAAAGGACACUAAGCGGUAUUCAACGAAAGAAAAGUAUUCAAAAAUUACUAGUGAUGACUACGACAAAAACAAGCUCUUCGGAACUCUCAUGCUCUUGCAUGCGGAAAGAGAUCUGGCACUUGUGGAAUCUUUGAAACUGAAGGCACGUCUAAGAGGCGCAAUGAAGAAGAGCGAAAAGAAGGUUGUCAUGACAAGGUUGAGAAAAGCGUGUAAAACUUCAGAGCAGUUAACGGUGCUGACCCAGAAUGAAGGCGAUGACUUUACGCGUGCUGAAUACGCGAUCUAUCACAAGCUCUGCAUUGUAAGCUAUUUCAGCAUGUGCAAACCCUCGAAAACAAGAUACACAAACAAAAUUGCCAAAGAAUUGUCUCUGGCCAUCGCCUCCUUACACUACUUGCAGUCGAAAGAAAAGGUCAGUGAUGAAGUUGCGAGCUCAAUUAUCUCCCAGUUCGAGUACCUCUUGAGGCAACAUGCGGAUGCCGAGGUGUUCACAACAAGCGAGGUGCGUAAUUUUAUAGCCAAACAGGUGCGCCAGAGCUCCGACGAUGUUCUAGUGCAGCUGAUAACUCGGUCCGGGUAUGAGGCACCUAUCGAAGAUUCGGUGAUGGGCUCAGAGAAGUCCAAUCUAAAGGAGGUGCAGUGGAGACGUUUCUCAGCUAAGGUUAGGGACUCCAAGGUUGCAGAGCUUAUUUCAGAAGCCACACAAAUAGAGCCCACCGACCUUGCUCAGUUCAGCAACAAACUGGCCAAGUGGCAGGAGGCUGCAGACGCUCAUAGUGUUUUCAUAGCACAGAAGGAGCGUGAUGAUGAGGACGAGGACGUUGGGGAGGAUGACCAGAUUCUGUUGACAUACAUCAAAUACAAUUCACACUUUACUACAAUCCAACGCGAUGAUAUCGUGUUUCAAAAGCUGUGGGCCCAGUGGAGCAAGAGUGCAAAUAAAUCUAAAAACUUAAAAUUGACGAAGUUCAAGGAAAUCGAGCGUAUUGUUCACAACCUCGCGACGUACCUCCAAGAGGUUAUGGACCUACCUGGUGUGUACUCUGACGACGCGCUCAUGGCAAACUUGAAACUGGCAACAACCUACUAUCAACUACAUCUAACAGCAGGCUGUUUAGCAUCCUUCUACCAAUCCAAGCAGAAGUACCUGGAAGCUCUAGCGCUUUACAUCGAUGGCCAUAAAACUCUUGAGGUGGCUGCCGGCGAGGCAGUUCUACAGGAGCCGCUACCGGGAAACAUUUUGACCCCAGAAAAGGUGGCGGCUUUGGAGGAUUUUAUCAAGGUAUCUUGGAGAGGGGUUAUUUCUCUUGCUGAGUAUGAGAAGAUCGCGUCUCCCGGUGGAAAACCUUCACUUGAACCUUCUCUUAUUGAGAAACUAGGUAACCCUAUAGUUCCCAGAGAUGUCUCUUUGACUAAUCUCUUCCCAACGAGGCCCAUAGUGAGACCCGUCGGUUCCAAGCCAACUUUGUUUGACCUGGCGUUUAAUUACAUCGGUAGUGACAGCCAAACACCGCAAAACGAGCCACUGAUUCCCGAGGAGUCUCGCAGCGUGCCCAAAUCAAAUGACGCGCAGGAAGCUCCGAAGAAAAAAGGCCUUUUUGGCCUUUUCGGCUUGUAA
Lachancea thermotolerans CBS 6340 is the source of this 1758-nucleotide messenger RNA. It is a transcript of the gene SRP68, whose product is annotated as signal recognition particle subunit SRP68. The coding region runs from base 1 to 1758 and encodes 585 amino acids. Gene Ontology annotation, biological process: SRP-dependent cotranslational protein targeting to membrane. NCBI's taxonomy places the organism in Eukaryota, Fungi, Ascomycota, Saccharomycetes, Saccharomycetales, Saccharomycetaceae. Gene Ontology annotation, molecular function: endoplasmic reticulum signal sequence receptor activity; 7S RNA binding; signal recognition particle binding. The transcript has a single exon. Gene Ontology annotation, cellular component: signal recognition particle, endoplasmic reticulum targeting. The record is from RefSeq and is a predicted model, not a curated record.